Messenger RNA from Planococcus citri (citrus mealybug), 2310 nucleotides. RefSeq lists its product as uncharacterized. The record is from RefSeq and is a predicted model, not a curated record. The transcript is spliced from 3 exons. The coding region runs from base 301 to 2295 and encodes 664 amino acids. NCBI's taxonomy places the organism in Eukaryota, Metazoa, Arthropoda, Insecta, Hemiptera, Pseudococcidae.
AAUAAUCAGAACUCAGCUUUUCAUUCCAACAAAUAUGUACCAAACUUUUACACAUCACAAUAAUCAUCAUCGUAGUUACGAGUACCAAGUUCAUUCGGAAUCCGGCACAGAAAUGAAGCUUUAUCAGCCUAAAAAUAUGAAUUUCAACAAAGAAAAAAACCAGAAUUUUUCUCAUAAAAACAGCAAUAUUAAAAAGCAACACAUUUGAAAGAAAAGCAGUUGGAUUGCCUCUCUAGUGAUGGAACUUUGAUUUCGGUGACACAGUACUUUAUUUUCACCUCUCAUAUUCGAAUCCUGAAAAUGAAGAAAAUACUUCUCAUAACAUCAUUCCUAUCACUGCAAAAAAUUUCAACGUCCGAGUCUUCUCCCAACACGACACAUUAUGACACUGAUGAUUUCAAAACCCUGUUGCUAAAUUAUCCCAAUCAAUUUGUCGACAAAUCAUUGCUAAUCCAGGAAUACCUACAACUAAUUAACGAAAAUAUCUCAACUUUGAUCAUUUUAAGACCCGAAGGUUGGGGGAAAAGCACAAAUAUAAAAAUGCUACAGAAUUUCCUCCAAGUUGAGGUGGACGAAAAAGGGCACCCAUUACUUACAGAACACACCACCAACGAUAAACUUUUCCUCGGUGGUGAAAUUACUUCAGGAUUGGGAAAUCACAACAACCUGAGCCCAUUAAAAAUAUCGAAUUUUCCAAACGCUACACAACAUCUAGGAAAACACCCAACCAUACUCUUGCAGUUGAAAAAUGCAACAGGAAACACUUACGAGCAAAUUGAACUUGGGAUUAAAUCAUGUGUAAUGGAAGUUUACAAAAAUCACGAGUACUUGAUUCAUUCGACGAAAAUAACCAAAAAGGAACAAUUUAAAAGCUAUUUGUUGGGAGAGAUUACCAAGACUGAAUUAAUCUCAAGUAUACAUUUUCUGAGUGAAAAACUUUACGAGCAUUUUGACCAAAAAGUGCACAUAUUGAUCGACGAUUAUGAUAUUCCUUUCAUUAACGCUUUCAUAAAUUAUUGCACAGCAGAUUACCGCAAGGUAGGUAAAUUACUGGGAAGCAUUUACGAAAAAUCUUCGAGAGAAAACUCUUAUCAAAAAAUAACAUUGUAUACUGGUGUAUUUCCAAUUGAAACAAACGUGCAAGUUUAUUAUAAAGAAGAACACUUGAUACAACCUCCAUUCAGCGAGUUCUUCGGAUUUACUCGAGAUGAAGUGAAAGAAUUACUCGAAAAAUCAUCGAUCACAAUUGACCCAGAACAACUGGAGACUUGGUAUGGUGGUUAUAACGUUGGUGGAAAAAAGAACCAUUAUAAUUGUCGAUCUGUGAUCAGAUUUUUAGUCCAUAAAGGUGUCCUGGAUUAUUACGGACCAGCCGUUAAGAUAGACCCACAUAUUAAAAAUUUGUAUCCAAGCAAAAAAGUCGAUAUUGCCCAAAAUUCAUACCACGAAUCAAAUUCCAUCAGUGUACCUUCUAUAAUGGCGGAAUGUAUGAUGAUAAAAAAGACUCAGAGCUCAUACAGAAUUCCAAUUCUUUUUCUACUUAAUGGUCAUUGUAUACGUUCCAAUGAUGAACACGAAGCUCACAGUUUUGGACGCAUUCAAGCCCUAGAUUAUCGUUGGUCUUCUAAUAAUUUCCUUCUAAGAGAUAUCUUAUUUUACAGCGGAUACCUUACGACAAAUGCAAUUCCAUCACAACAGAAAAACAUUAAAUAUUUCCAUCUUUCUAUACCUAACAACGAAACAAAACAUUUUUACCAAAUAAAAGCAUUGCAGUGGUUAUGUCACACACUUCAAAUAGAUGCUGAUGAAUUACAUUCCUUCGUCCAUCUUCUAUCCACAGCCAAGAUAACAGAAUUCCUAAAAACAUUACAGAAUUUCAUACGCAAACCCUCAGUUAGACAGACUUUUGAUUCUGGUGCCCAGUCAGAGUUGUACCACAGUUUUUUGAUAUCAUUAAAACACGUGUUAUCGACCACCCACACAACUGGCUAUGAAAACGAUGGCCAGCUAGAAAAAACAUACGUUUUGCAAGAUCAUCUUCACACCGUCGAAUAUGAAGUUAUAUUUAUUCCGCAGCUGGACCAAAGUGAUACUGCCAUCAUUCUCAGGUACGAGUUGGAAUACAUAGGAGUAUUGAAUUCCACAGCUGAAACAGGGCUCAAAAGAGUCCAAGAGCUUAGCAAGAGAAUUGAUACAAAAACACUUUCCCAUUUGAAAAAGAUUAUUAAAAUUAGUCUAGCAUUUUAUUAUGAAGAUAUGGAAUCACGAUAUAAAAUUGAUAAUAUAUCAUCUUGAAAAGAACAUUUUAUA